This is a messenger RNA of Paramecium octaurelia, 358 nucleotides long. Lineage: Eukaryota; Ciliophora; Oligohymenophorea; Peniculida; Parameciidae. The record is from the annotation of a GenBank genome assembly.
AUUAUUACCUCAGAUGCAUAAAUUUGAUACAAUAUAAGGGAAACUAUUCUAUACAGUGUACAUGAUGCAUCAAUAAAGAGAGAUUGACACUAAGUAGAAAGGGAAGUUGAAAGGUAUGGAAGUGCUUGUAUGUAGAAUCAUAGACUUGAUCAUUUAAAAACAUCCAUCGUUGAAUAAAAUAAAAACUGACAAUGCUGUGACAGCAAGACGUAGUUUGCUUGAUCUUGCAGAUGCAGAAGAGAAUGAACAAGAUGAAUAGAAAGCAGAACAGAAACGACCUAUAACAAUUAGACCUAUUUUAACAAAUAGUAAAUACAAAUCAAAUCGAUCUUUGUUGUCAUCUCCUUAACGUAAAUGA